Molecule: messenger RNA, 909 nt
Organism: Colletotrichum destructivum
Lineage: Eukaryota; Fungi; Ascomycota; Sordariomycetes; Glomerellales; Glomerellaceae
Exons: 1
Coding region: 1-852 (283 amino acids)
Source: RefSeq, a predicted model, not a curated record
AUGCAUGCCAAGCAAGCCGUUGAUUACCAUGGCCCGAGUCCGCCCCUCUCCCACAGGCUUUUCUCCCUCAAAACAAAGUCCGCAAACGAGAAACCAACGAUGGCGAGUUUCCAGCCCAUCGACAUGGCAAUAGCCAACCCAAAGCCCCGUUUCGCAAGAGAUCCGGAAACGAAUCGGAGCUCAAGGCACUGUCUACUUCAAAUGGCCAACUACGAUGGAAGUCAUAAUUACCCCUAUUGUUGGGGGCUCACCAUCUUUCGCACCGCUUACGGAUCCGAUGAGGCGUUUACAAAGGCCAUUGAGCGGCUCAACAUGUACGCCAAAGCCUGGGUUUACGGUGACCUCGCUCGCAUGCCAAGAGAAGAGCCUAAAGACCCCCUGCCUGUCCAGGAGCUUUGGAAUCGAUACUAUAGCGAGAUCGUAGAGGACCCGGCACUAUCUGGCGCAGAUGUGGAAGAGGUUGGGAGACGAUUCGAUGCCUGGGUCAAAAAGAAUUUCGACUCUACCGGCAAACGCGACGUUCCUAAUGCCCGUUUUAGAUUCUGCUUGAUGCUCGAUCAGCAGAGUAUCGAUACGAUUCUGGCUAUGCCCGAGGACCCGGAAUCCCUUCGCGACGAUCCACCCAAAGAUAAGCGUUGGAUCAAACUCGUCACCGGAGAGCAAUGGGCUGACCGAGGAUGGCCGAAUCGCGGUAGACUAUGGGGUCGUGCGGGAAUACCCGAAUUCUGGCCAAUGUGGUUCGCCAUAGAGGAUCCAGACUUUAUCUACGAGGAACAGGGAUGGGCUGAGGACCAGUGGUCCGAGACUAACGGGGCCCUGAACUUUUGGGGUAUUCCAGGCAUUGACUGGUAGUAUUCUUCUAGUGUAGUAAUCCUAAUGAUGCUACGUCACGCGUCACUUUAAUUUCAG